GGCGGUGAAAAAUCGCCCAAAUGAGACUGGAGAGAAAUGCCGAGUCGUAGUACGUCGUGCACUAAAAGUGGGUGUGUAUUUUAAGAGGGAGACCGAUCCCAUCACCAAUGCAGUUUUGGUCCUAUUUCUCUGUUUCCAGCGGGUCGUUGCCUGGCAGGUCUCUCUAUUUUAAGACACACUCUUAAUUGACCAAAAGCACCAAACCGGCCAAGCGGCCAAGCCAAACAUUUUUGCUUCCAGCAUUGGAGAGACAGUGGUUGUUAUAUGAGAGCAACAUCCGGAAGCACGUCCCUGGUUCUGCAACAAGUUGGGUUUCCGUGGCAAAUUGGCAGCUCAAGCAGUUCCUGCUGCAGAUGGAGGUGAUUCUCAAGCAGGCGGCCUUUGCCAAGCAGAAGGGGCUUUUCAAAGCAGGGCUCGCUGGGGAUGUCUUGUGGAACCUCAUUUCGCCGACAAAGGGAAAGCAGCCUCUGCUCACGGAGGUCUCCUCAGUGGAUUUCUUCGUGAGCCACUCAUGGUCUUGCCCCUCCUGGAUGAAGGUUUUGGCCAUUUGCUACCACCUGAAUCUGGAUUUGGCAAUUGCGCUUUCUAGCCUCGCUUGCUUUCUUGGUUUAUUGGCCCUGCGAAUCUAUGCUGGCAGCCUCAGUCGGGUUGCCUCAGUUGGGGAAGGUUGGCUCUACGGCACACUGAUGUGUUCUCCGAUGGCUGUUUUCCUCUUGAUCUUCUUCCUGGGACACCUGCGAAAUGGGCAAACGUUUUGGUUCGACCGGAUAUGCAUCUCAGAGGGCAACCAGAUUGAGAAGGCCGACACGAUCCGAGCUAUUCCAGCCUUUGUGUGUCACUCCAAGCAGAUGCUGGUCUUAUGGGAUGAGACCUAUCUUGAGAGAUUGUGGUGCAACUACGAGAUGGCGGUAUUUGCUCAGACCUCCGCGACACACGAGACCAUUUUCCUACCAAUGUGGGCUCCCUUGUGGACCUUGUCAACCAUCAUUGCCAUUUUCCUCCUGGUCUUCAGCUAUCUGGACACCUUGCCUCCACACUUGGACAUUGACAGUGACGUCUCACUCUUUUUCUCCUGGUUCAAGUGCGCCAAUGUGCCCUUCGAUGCCUGUGCCAUGGCUGCCAUCCCCAUGAGUUGGUUCUGUUUCCACAAGCUGCAUGGUCACGAGCUCAUGUUGGACCAGAUGUCGACCUUUGACCUUAUGAAAGCGAAGUGCACUUUGGAGACGGACCGCUUGGCGAUGGAGCGCUCAGUGCUCAAGCUCUUCGACCGCCCGCGCGGACAGAAGUCGGAAGUCGGACGCAGCGCAAAGUCCGAGGAGGACGCGGAGGGGCGUUCCGUGGAGAUGGUGCCGAGCACAAGGACAGCGCUCGACGAGUUGGACAUGGUUCCGUUGAGGUCGGAGCGGUGCACCAUCCUCGAACGCUUCAACUCCUAUGUGCGGGGCCCCUUGCGGGACCAUGUGGUCAACCUGAUGGGCAAGGAGAUCGACGUGCCCUUGAAGUUGUGCUUGACGGUGGCCCUGCCCAACUGGUGGUGCGGACUCGUCACUGUUUUGAGCUGUGAUCGGCGUUCGGAUUGUGAGCUUUCAGCCUCAAUGGAAGGCUAUCGUUCUGUCUCAGAAUACAUGCUCACGAACGCCGGCUUGAACCUGGUGAUUUCGCCCCUGAUGGGCAUUUUGUAUUUUCCCCUAGCCUUGAGGACCACUCGUUUGGUGGCCGGUCUGGUGCGAGGACCGGUGGGGCGGAUGGUGGCUGGAUCCUUGGCCGCCGCCUUGAUGUUGAGUUUGGUGAACAGCCUUCAAGCAGUUGGCAUGGCCAGUUUGGCUGUCCUGGUGGUUUACCCGUCUUGGUGGAUUUUCUCGAGCUUCAUGGCAGGUGUGGCUGCUUUGGCAUUGCUCCUGUGGCAUACAUUUCUCAGGAGCACCGGAGAUGGCUCAUUUGCAGAGGACGACAACGAAAGCGAGUCUGAAGUACUCAGCGAUACUUUUCCGAUCUAAAAAUGGUGCGGAUUUUUUGUGCGUGGGCCGUCGUGCGAUUCGCGAGCGAAGGUGUAUUUG
Molecule: messenger RNA, 2057 nt
Organism: Durusdinium trenchii
Lineage: Eukaryota; Dinophyceae; Suessiales; Symbiodiniaceae
Source: the annotation of a GenBank genome assembly